Cygnus olor (mute swan) is the source of this 9617-nucleotide messenger RNA. It is a transcript of the gene EVI2B, whose product is annotated as ecotropic viral integration site 2B. Gene Ontology annotation, biological process: positive regulation of neutrophil differentiation; regulation of stem cell division. Lineage: Eukaryota; Metazoa; Chordata; Aves; Anseriformes; Anatidae. The record is from RefSeq and is a predicted model, not a curated record.
UUAAUACUGUAAACACAUACGUAGUUUUGAUCACAGUGAGACACAGCUCUGGGUAACAUUUGAGGUAAGCCACCUGAACAUAAGAUAACUAAGAAGAUAAGCUUCAUGAAUGUUGAAUAUUUGUCUGCCUAAGACUUUUUCCUUGUGUUACUUCCUGUUGUUCGGAAAGCUAAUUUGGGCAAGCUGGUGUUUCUCUGCCUCUAACAUGUCAUGGUAUAGUUGUUACAAAAAGGAAGUGUGUCAUCACUGUGGUUUUAGUUCCCUACUUAGAGUAAACGAUAUAUAAUUUCAGUUACAGAUUUGCUUAAAAAAUCCAGCCUUGUCUAAGUCUACUUGCUUGAUGCUGACGGUCGUUUGCAUCCUAAGAGCGAAUAUAUGCACAAAGAAAUCUUACUGUUAGAGGAUUAAAUAUCUAAAGCACCAACCUUCUUUUGACUACGUCUUGGCAAGGUGACUAAAGAGGAAGAUGAAGACAAAGAUACACAGUAAACCACAUUUUGCGUUCCCUGUUGUGAUAAUUUUUGCUUUGUGUUUGCAAGUAAGUGCAAACCAUGCUGAGUACCCCAGAGUUAUAAAUGAAACCUGGAAUCCCAUCAGCCAAAACAUAAGAGAAGCCAAUACAAAUUCUCCUCCAACCAUCAAUUUCAACACAAAAACAAUGACUACUGAAAUGCAGACAGCCACCUCUCAGUCUCUCUCUUCAACAAUGGGGCAAAACUCUUCAGUGUCUUCGUCUCCCAGAAGUGCUGUUUCUGCCGCUGGAGGACCUAAGAAUACCAGCAAACCCAAGACUACACGGACAAACGAAAUGUGAAGACAAUAAGUCUCUUAUACUGAUUUGCUUCGUUAUAAUAGCAGUGCUUGUGCUCAUCUGCACCUUCUUGUUUCUGUCAACAGUCAUAAUAGCAAACAAAAUGUCUUAUCUCAAAAAAGCUCAACAAGGAAAACGGAGGCCCAGAAGCAACGGCGAUAUUCUGGCUACCAACAGCUUAUGGCCAACUGCAGCAGGAACGUGGCAGAAGAUGCCUACGGAGGCAGCUGGAACUGACUUGAUAAUGCAAGAGUUACUAGCAGGGAGAGAUGCUGCAAUCCAAAGGAAAACCCAAGAUCAAACUACUGAGAGAAUCACUAGAACAGAUAAACAAGAAAAUGAAGAAAUGAAGCACAAAAGCAUUUUAAACAAUUUUGUGGUUGAGAUUUAAAUCGGUCAGCUAAAAAAACCUCAGCUUUUACAUUUUUUAUUAAUUAAUAUGAUAAAAAAUGAUUAAUAUGAAACAAAAACUUAGCUUUCAAAUAACAACCGGAAUUGUAACACAGGAAAGCUAAACUCGCACCCUAGGGUUUUUCAUUUUAUGGUAGUGGGAAUGCUGUAAAAAUGUGUAGAUCUAGGAGUAGGACUGCAUUACAAAGCUUCUUAUAAAUAGCGCCAAGGUUGGUUUAACUCCUUUUGACCAGAAAUCACAGCUGAAGUAGCCAAACAGGAUAAAACAGAAGGACAGAAGUUUGUCCAUUCUCAAAGACCAUUGGGGGGAAAAAAGGAAAGGAUGGUUAGUCUAAUAAAUACAGCAUACUCUGAAGUGCCACACAGGCAUAUCCAGGUUGCUAUUUUAAGAAAACGUAAUUCAGUCACAACUUUGACACAAUUACUGAAACAGAAACUAGUCUCUCAAAAUGCUCCUUCCACUUUCUCCAUCAAAAACUGUUUAAAUCAGCUUAACUGUUUUUGAACCAGAUUGAGAGCAAUCAUAUUUAUUGUUUUGACUUUGUGCAUAAAUAUAUGAAGUUUGUACUAUAUAUUACAAUAUAAAAAGACUUCCAUUUUGUUAUCCUCAAUAAACUAUCAUCAUCAUUUUUUAAAUAAAGUAUAUGUUAUUUCUCUAAGUCAAAAUAUUGUAAGAAAUAUUACACUAGACAUUUUGGAAUAUCAUAUCACUAUCACAUCUGCUGAAUGUUAGUAACAGUCUUCUCUGAUACCUAGGCGUGAUUUCUUACCUUGUGAAAACAUCCAUAUGGAAAAACACUACAUUUUGUCCUAGUGCAACCAAUUAGAACAUGACAAAAAUUUCUUCAAGAGCAACCAAUACUUUUAGUUAUGUUAUUCCCAGAGACCUGAUUUUCCCAUAUAUAUUGGCAGAUGCCUGCAUCUAGCCUCAGUAUAGAGGAGCUUUGUUAUUUUAAGGAAACAUGAGAAGCUUCUUUUCACAGGCUACCUCCUGGGUUAAAGAUUUAUUGCACCAUGGGUAUAGGUGUUAGAACUGAGUAACAACAAAGUUCUAAACUUCCUGUGCAUCUGUAGUAUCCUUGACACAAGAGAUGGUUGUAUGAGUUUGAAAGGAUCAAGACUGAACACCAAUUACUUAAAUUCCACUACAUCACCUAUAAACCUACCUGGAAGGGCAAGUAAAGAAGCAACAGAGAAGAAAGACAACAGUAUUAUGGAAGUCAGGAGAGAAGAUGUCAAAAAAUAAAAAAUAAAUUGCCUGUGUCAAAGGUAGUUGGUAAGGAAGAUAAAGCUGGAAAAAGUUUGAAAGCUUAGCUCAGAAGUAGGAGUCAUUAGAAAAUAGACUUCAAUGAAGAUGGAAAAUAAAACUACAGGGAGAAUUCAAAUGCAUCUACUGUAAGGCAUAUAUUCAGACCUUAGAUCUCAAAGGGAGAAGGUGCAACACAGCACGCAGGUAGGAUGGGGGGAUAGGAUAUCGUGUCUCACAUUUCUAAAACAUGAGGGGAGAGCACAAGAAAAGAAUUAAGGACAAAUUGUGACACAUUGGUGAUGACAGCUUAGUAUUUAGAGGAGACGAAUCAACAACAUCUCACAUUUGUGACAGAAAGAGAGUUAAAGGGCAGGGUAGGGAGAUGCUGCAUUACAGUUGCCUUUUUCUUCCCCAAAAUGACCAUAAGCACAUGAGGCAACAGCAGAGGCACUGCAAGUACUAAAAAUGAAUCUGGGAUAGCAGAUGUGGGAAUCUAACCUGGUGUAAAACUUGUCACAGCUAAGAAGAUAACAGAACUAAAAAAAGGAGUAUGAAUCUGUAGGAGAAUUAGCCAGCCUGGAUCAGGAACACAGUAAGUUGCUAGCAGAAAGCAGAUAAAAAGGGUGAAACAACACUGUCAUAAAUAAAAUAAAAAAGGAAAAAAAGGAAAGAAUCACGAUCCUAUCAGUGGAAAGAAGGAAAAGAAAUAAUAAUGAGGGUGUGAUCCGUGGCUGAAGACAGGUGGAGACUGUGAUGAGUGAAGGGAAUGUAGAUGAGAAGAAGGACUCAAGAAACUGUGAGUUAUUAUGUCAGUACGGGAUCAGGAUUUGUCUGUGCUGCAGGAGUAGGGAGAGACUGAAAAAGAGCCAGUGCAACCAGAAGAGAAGCACAGCACAUACAGGAAAUGAAGAAGCUGCAGAAUGAGGACAUGGCACUAGCUACUGUUGUAGGCACAAGAAUACACUUGCAAAAUGCUGUGAGGACAUUUCUGCAGGUUUCUUUUGCCACACAGCCUUUCUAGGCAAAAAUGCUUAAGGAGACAAAAAAUACAAAGUAGUCUGGGUUGCACUAAGGGAUGCGGACAAAGAGACAGUGGGAAAACAACUGCUCAGAGAGCACCGUCCCCCUUUAAUGGCAACAGCAAGUACCAAAGUUGUCCAGACAGAAUAAUAAUGUGGGGAAGAGGAGGCAGGGGGAAGGGUAAAAUCUAUAGUUAUCCGCCUUUUAAAACAACUACGCACAUGAAGAUGUGUAAGCAAGCCAGUAUCUUGUGAUCAGAUGGCUCUCUAUGACUCACUGCAAUGAACCUAAGGUUGCUUUUCCAUUAAUAAUCAUGACAGUUCAUCAAAACCACCAUCAAAAUUAUAUCUGUAAAAAUAAAAUCCAAACCUACCUCUAUGUCAAUCAAAAAUUUUAUAACUAUUUUCAAAGACAGGAAACCAAGCAUUUAUUAAUUUCUUCAUAAUAGACACGACUCAAUAAAAGCCACAAGCACGUAAAUAUUUAAGUUUUAUCAAAUCAUCAGAGCUGAAAAGUUUGCUCUUAAAUCAUGCAAACCUUGAGCUAAGCUUCUUAGUAAUCUCCCUACUCUUGGCACUUCCUGCAGCAAGUGUUGGUAAACUUCCUCUUCAGCUGCAGAAACUUGCUUCAAUGUGAGAAAAGCCAUUUUAAAACUGCUCGGCUUUCAGCACACAGUCCGUCUUUCUAAGGCUUCAAACAAAAAAUAAGAUGCUUGCUUGAUAAACCAUAAAUGUCAAGGAGAGGACGCAUUUCAAUAGACUGCAGGGAAAUGGUGCGCAGCCAAAUAAUACUGGUUCUUAUCUCUGGAGAAAUCUGGAAAUCGCUUUCUACCGAAACACCCUCAGAUGUUUCCAUGAGUGAAAGAAAUGUAUAUACCAGUACCAGGAGUCCAACAAAAAACAGAUUUACUACGUAUCGAUUGCAAACAACCGGACCCAGUCUGCACACGUUUGGCAGAGCACUGACUGCUGUGAUGACAACACCUCGCCCGACUGGAAUAUGCAAAGAGCCUAGCAAUGAAAGCCUAGCAGCAAUGAUAAGCCUAAUUUUGGUUAGUAUGAUAAUUGCUAUUAUUGUGAUUAUUCUGUGGAAGUGCUGCAAAAGGCCCCUUCUAGUCAAUUCAAACUGGGCUGGUCGUUCUCCGUUUGCAGAUGGAGACACACCAGAUAUCUUUAUGGACUCUGGCCAGGCUACCAAGCGUUCAUCGGUUUUAUCUGUGUUGCCUUGGAAAUUUAGAGAAGAUACACACUUCCAGCAUGACCUUAUCACGUCAGAGAAACCAUCCAACUGCACCACCAGUCAUGAAAGCAGCCAACUGCCUCCACCAGCAGAAGACUGCUCUGCAGCCAGUAUCUCCGUUUCCAGCGCCGCUGCACCGCCCGUCUCAGACGCAGCAAGCUGCACAGCUGGCUCGUGUCCUCACCCCUCUUCCGGGUCCUCUGACCUGCCACCUCCACCUGACUGGCUCAGGGAACCAACUGAGGAUCACAGUUUGGAUCCCAGUAAACAAGAAGAACUUCACUCAGAAAUAAAGGAACAAUUUCCCCCCCCUCCUGAGCUAAUCAUUUAAGAGAUUCAUGAAUCACUGCCACAGCCAGAACACCCUCCACAGAUGGCCAAAAUCACUUUCCAACAUGCUUCUCAUUUUUCUUAAAUGAAGCAUUCUUCAAAUAACUGAACAAUGGAGAAGUUGCCACAAGCAGGAACAACCAAACCACAGCAUGAGCAAUGGUUCCCCAGCACUUACUGACUUCAGCUUUCAUAGAAGGGAACAACUUAGUUCUGCCCAAAACAAAUCAUGCCAAAAUACAAUACAGAUGGAGCCCACUGCAAAGACAAGUAGCAACUCCAGAUUUUGGAGACUAUGGAAAACAGCAUGCAUACCUUUGUGUGUCAGCACAUACAUAUACAUAGCAUACAGAUGGACACGGAGCUUUCAAGAAACAGUAUGAGCUUUAGAGGUACUCAGAGCUUCUAACAACUGUUUGUCCUAUUAGGCUGUACAAGUGAAUGCAAUGAAUUCAAGCUAAUUUUAAUAAAGCUUUCUAAUUCAAAGAUGUUUUGGUCGCUUAAAGCAAAACAGAGAAUUUUCUUAGAUACAAAGCUUCCAAUGCAGAACAAAAUCCGAAUGCUUUGACAUGCAUACAUAUCGGCUAUCUUUCAUAAAAAGGUCUAUUUUCUGCAUAUGACUGAAGACUACUUGGUAACAGCGGUUGACAGGCGUUUGAAAUAAAUCCUCAUAACAGCCAUCAGUUGCUCUUCAUUUAUAGAAAGGAGAUUUCCUCCAGAUCAAAUAUUGCCAAAAUAUUUAGUGAUAUAAAAUCUCUAGUCACUACAUACUAUUUUUUGGUAACACAGAGAAUAAUAGUGAAAGUAAAGUAGUCACAAAAGAGCUGAAACAGUUCCAAGCACAUGAAGAACAAGCAUGAAAAAGCCUUCUUUUACCUAGGCACUUUUGAUUUCUGUGGCUAAAUAGAAACAGUUCACAGAACACCCAAGGCAAAUAACUAUCAGAAUGAGUUGUGCACAUUUACUUAUCUCCUUUAAAGCAGUCUUUUCAGAAAAGAUUCAAUCUUAUUUAUAUAAACUUCAAAAAUUGAUUUAUGGUUGUCUAGAUGCCAGAUGCCUUUUAACUCCAAAUGCUUAAGCAUUUUAGAGGUUCCUUUCUGGGUCCUGACUACAAGAGAAGCUUGCUGCCCUGUCUAGAACCAUGCAUUUUAAUAUGCUAUUUGAUGGGAAGUUGAAAGAUGGUCUCAAAGGUAAAUUAAAAAAUAGAUAUAUUUUGCUGGUAUCAAAUGCUUAAAUUUAUAGAAAGAAGCUGCCAGAUGCUGAAGCUAGGUUUCCACGACAUCUCUGCAAAGAGGCAAAGAGCUUGCAGUCUUGAGUUUGUUGGAAGAGGGAAUAUAUUUGUAUGCAUUAUGCAGACCACUUGUUUGCACAUAUAACAACAAAUUUCAAAUUAUUUAAAUUACCACUAAAAAAUAAGUCUUAAGAUGUGCAUAUGCAAUUCUAUGCUGAUGUGGGUACAAUGGGCACAGGAAAAGAUAUUUACAAUUAUUUUCCUUAUUGUUUGUAUAAGAUGUAUACAUCUGUGUGCCUGAAGAACAGCUUUCCAGUUGCUCAGAGACUUCUGUAAGGCUUGUUGCACUAAAUGAUGUUAAAAGUAACAGCAUUAUAAACAAUAUAUAUACUCUUACGAUAUUGUUUGGAGAAAUGCAGAUAAAGAUGUCCUAGAGAAAGCAGUUAAAUUCUACAAUCUGGGCUAUAUUAUACCUGACAAUACAGGGACAACCUGACCUGAGCAGCAGCAAACUGAGCAUUUUAAAAUUAUGAAAAGAUAUCCUAGCAGUGUUGCUUAAGAAAGCUCAAGAUAGGAAGCCUAAAUUAACAUUAACCUUUACUACAGAAGCAGAGAUGAAAUGAAGGUAAAAAAGAACACAGCUUGCAUGACUUUUUAAAUGGGAACAUUUAAAUGGACUCAUAGGUUAAGCUAAAAUAGCCCACCAAAAUUCCACUCAGUACUGUUUACUUAGGUAAUCUUACAUACUAUAUUAUGAUGCAUUAACAUGACUAAAAAAAUAUAGUUAGGGAGAAGUUAACUAAGUCAAAUUACAAAAGCCAACUAUUUUAUUGAAUAUGCACGCUUUGCAAUAAAUUUGAGUCAGCACCAAUGACAGCUCUGCAGUCCUCCAGUGUAGUACAGAUCAGGUGGUUGCAGAGCCCCAGCUAGCAGCAAUACGAUGCAGCUGAAGAGGCAAGCACAAUCCACAGACAGCAACUGUAGCUACUCUCUAGAACAAGACGACCUCUAAGCUUAAAUCUUUCACAGAAAUGAUGUGCUGAUAUUGCAGAAGAGAUUACGGGAGCAAUGGAACACCAGAUAUUGAAAGCAUCUACCUGUCUGCUGGUCCUUCUGUUAUUCAUACCCACUGUUUUGGUUAUCUGUCCUUCUAACUGUACAUGCUCAGGAAACAACAGGAAUGUGGACUGUUCAGGCAGAAACUUAACUGUACUGCCACAUGGACUUCAAGACAACAUUACAUAUUUAAAUCUGUCCUUUAACCAGUUCGUAGAUCUUGAUCAUCAGCUGACAAGAUUCACCAACUUGAGGACCCUUGAUAUUUCAAAUAAUUGGCUCAAGAAUAUUCCUGCUCAUCUGCCCAAGUCCUUGUGGGAAUUAUAUGCCAUAAAUAACAACAUUAAAGUUCUUCAGAAACUUGACACAGCUUACCAGUGGAAUCUUAAAGUGCUUGAUGUUUCUAGGAACAUGGUGGAAAGAGCUGUUCUCAUCAACAACACACUGAGCAGUCUCAAGUUUCUCAACCUCAGUAGCAACAAACUUUGGACAGUUCCAACCAAUAUGCCCUACAACAUAGAGACAGUGGAUCUAUCCAGUAAUUUCUUGUCCCAGAUACUUCCAGGAACACUGGUGAGAUUACAGCACCUUACAAGCCUCUACCUACACAACAACAAGUUCACAUACAUUCCUGACAAAGCUUUUGACCAGCUCUUUCAGCUACAAGUAGUAACACUAUAUAACAACCCCUGGUCCUGCAGUGAUAAACAAAACAUCCCAUAUUUACUAAAAUGGGUGCAGGGAACCACCGCCAGCGUCAUAGGGGCUCCCUGUGCUAACGAAUCUGUGCUUUGGGUGAACGCCACGCCAGCUGCAGCUGCUCCCACAGUUCCAGCCACUAACCACAUGAUUAAAGGAAUAAAGGCAGCAGACAAAGCUGCUUCUCCAGUGGCAACUGAACCAUCCCAAAUGACAAAAAUGCAUAAACAAUUUAAAGCUAAGGAAGUUACUACCUUGGCUACCUUAGGCCAAACUGUACUGUUUACGAGCACAGACCGGCCACUGCUCCUCUAUCCAGAAGACCUGACAACUAGGAAGGUUAGCUCUUACGAAGCAGCAGCCACACACACAAUCUACAUUAAAGAUUCAACUGACAUGAACUCAAGCCUGACCCAUCCAACAGGAUCAUCCACUACUCCCAUGACUCUAAGUAUCACCAGCGGAAUGCCAACAAACUACUCAAAAAUGCCUCAAAGCACAACUGCUACCUUAAGGAGAGAGGAAUCCACCACAAGUAUUUUAAACACUGAUGUGCCCUCCAAAGCAAGUAUCUGUGAGGUAUAUUUGUUUUACGCUGUAAUGCUUAAUGCAGUGGCAAUGUUUAUUGGCUAGGGGCUUGUAUUCUUGUGAGAAGUAUUGAGCUUAUUCCUGUGAUACAUAGCUGGAGGUAAGACAUCCAGGUCAAAUAAUUACUCAAAAUACAAAAAAUUUGAAGUUCUGACUGAUCUAAAGAAGAUAACAGUUCUUAAAAGAAGUGCACACUAAUGUCUGGAUACUAAGCUGCUACUUAUUUUAAUGUCUUAAUUGAGUAAAACUAACCUAUGAUUUUGUUUUUAAAAAUGUGCUUAUUUUGUAUUUAAAUUUUUAAUUUUACUUGCACAGAAUAAAACAUCAGAAUUUUAAGUACUGAUUUUAUGUAUGAUUUUGUCAUAAACAACUGGAAAAAAUAGAAGUCUUGUAUCAUAUCUGCAUUGUCUUGCUUGACUUGCCGAUGAGCAAUCCUUGUAAUAUAGCAGCACAGAUUCUUUGUUAUGAUGACAUGCAUAAGGAAGGGAAAAAUAAAGAAACUAAACCUAGCUGUUGCACUAAUCAGAAGUUAUUCCUGAGAAAAAUUGCUAGCAUGUGUAUCUAUGUUUGCUUCAUAUGUAUUAGCAUAUUUUAAAUACGAAGAACAACAGUUUUGAAUUUAGGAAUUAAAUAUGACAAUGCAAUGAUGUCUAUAUAAGAGAGGGUAAACUGAGAAGCCAACGUGGUCCAACUUCAGCAUGGGAAAAAUGGUAGGGGCUGAUACCUCUUUUUGCUCUGUCUUGACUUAGAGACUGCAGGCAAGUUAUUUCUCGCUCUCCAUACUUUAAAAAAAAGAUAGAAGUAGAGGAAAACACAAGAUGUUCAAUGCCAUGACACUCUCCAACAAGGAACUUACCUACACAAAUUAACAAAAUUGACCACUCAGUUGCAAUCAAAAAUCUGAAAUAUCUGUCACUAUGCUACGCUUCAAAGAAUGCUGCAAUUCAGCCAGAGUGUUUCGAACUACUUUUUAAACACUGAAA